AUGCUGGCCCAGUCCCUCCCGCUCAUCAGUCAGCCCGCGGCGGCAGCCAAGGGGUACCUGGGAGGGCCGGAGUGCGACAUUGCGGUGCUGGACACCGGUGCGGAUUUCACGGUGCCUGAGCUGGGCGCCUGCAAGGCCGCCGGCGACCCCGGCUGCCGCGUGGUGUACGCCGCCGACAUGACGGCCGUCAACGACGGCGUGCGCGACGACUCGAGCCUCCACGGGACGAAUGUGGCAUCGAUAGCCGCGUCUGUUGCGCCCCGCUCGCGGAUCAUCGCACUGGACAUCUUCGACAAGGAUGGUUUCACCUACGACUCCAUCGUCGUGAACGCUAUCAACUGGCUAAUCGAGUCCAAGCGCAACGGCGCGUUCCCCAACACAUGCGUCAUCAACCUCAGCCUGGGGGACGACGGCGUCUGGCCCACCCCCUGCGGCCUCACCUCCACCGAAGCCGUUUACGAGGCUGCGUUCUCCGAGGCGCGCGCCGCCGGCAUGCUGCCCGUCGUUGCUGCGGGCAACGCGGGCACGACGGCCGGGCUGGCGUCGCCGGCAUGCGCACCCUAUAUGUCCCUCUAUGCCCCGGGCGCCCUCAUCACCGCGGGCGGCAAGACCUACGGCGGCACCAGCCAGGCCACGCCGCACGUCGCCGGUGCGGUGGCGGUCCUCAAGGCCGCGGUGCCCUCCGCAACCUUGGACCAGAUCGUGACUGCGCUUCGAGAGACCGGCAAGCCCAUCCGCGUCCCCAGGCAGACGUACGUCAAGCCACGCCUCAACCUGGAGGCCGCGGUCGAGUUCCUCAAGGGGACCCCGCUGCCACGUGACACGGACCCGCCCUCAGACGCCACGUUGACGCUGACUCCCGUGAUCGGCGCCGACGGGGAAGCAGCAACGCUCCAGGUCCUCGCGCAGCUGACGUCGGCCGACCCCAGCGGCAUCGCCAUCGCAUGCCUAAGCAAUGCGCCGCUGGCCAGCUCGGAGGCCUGCAGCCCCUACAGGCCCUACACGGCCGCCGGGCUCACUUGGACGCUCGCCGACGGCGCUGAUGGCAGCCGCACUGUCUACGCGUGGGCGGCCGACGCAGCGGGCAACUUUGCGCCGUCGCCGGCGACCGCGUCAAUCAGCGUCAAGCGCACGCCCCGGCUCGAGAUCCUCGCCGGCGAUUCCAAUGUCACUCGUUGGAGGAAUCUGACCCUGUCGGUGAUGGUGCCUGCGGCGUCAUCCACCACUGAGAUGUGCAUCACGGACCGCGACUCCGCGAAAUCAGCUGCCGACUGCAAGGCCUCGCAGUGGGCGCCCUACUCCCCGAUCUACAACUUCAAGUUCAGCUCAGGCCGCCAAGGCGUGAAGGCUCUGAAGCUAUUCAUCCGCGACAAGCCGGCCGUCGGCGCCGUCACUGCUGCCGUUGUCGCACGUGUGGAGGCCGGGGCGGCGUCCAUCCUUUUCGACUCUGCGGCGCCGUCGAUGCCGGGAACGGUCAAGCUGAAGGCCAACGCGACGAGUAGCUCCAUCGCCGUGUCGUUUGUGCCGGCCGCCAGAGAUGUUGGGACAGGAAUCGCGUCCUACCUGCUCGUCAUGCGCGAGGGGUCCCGGCCGCCCAGCCGCUGCAGCACCUUUGACGCGUCGCCAAGCUCGAGCACAUCGUCCACAUUCCUCCGGCCGCCCGGCGGCUGGGUUGCCGGCGCGGUGCUCGAGCGGGUCUUUGAGGGUUUGCCGCCCAGGACGCGGUUCGGAUUCCGUGUGUGCGCAGUUGAUGGGGCUGGCAAUAUUGCCACAGGCCGCGUCAAAUAUGCGUCGACCAGCAAAGCUCUAUAA
Messenger RNA from Monoraphidium neglectum, 1812 nucleotides. Its product is annotated as peptidase S8/S53 subtilisin kexin sedolisin. The record is from RefSeq and is a predicted model, not a curated record. The coding region runs from base 1 to 1812 and encodes 603 amino acids. NCBI's taxonomy places the organism in Eukaryota, Viridiplantae, Chlorophyta, Chlorophyceae, Sphaeropleales, Selenastraceae. The transcript has 4 exons. Gene Ontology annotation, biological process: proteolysis. Gene Ontology annotation, molecular function: protein binding; serine-type endopeptidase activity.